GCGGCGUGGGCGAGCAGCGCGGCCGGAACACCUUUGUUUACAUCGAGGUUUUUCGCGAUUUUGAGGCUUUUGCGAAUCCUCUGGCGGUGCCUUUGGGAGUCCUGCCGCUAGUUUGGACCUUUGUGAUAUAUGUAGUGCCAGUGGCCGACCGCUGCGGGGCGCCAGAAGGGGGAAAUAAGGGCGAAAUCAACAAGUCUUCCCCGGGUGAGAGGGAGAGGAGGCCGCCAUCUGGGAGAUCCCGUAAUACACACAAAAAAAGGUCGGAAAAUAGCGAGAAAUCUCAGAAAUCUCCUUAAAAAGUGCAUCAGAUAAUUCAUGCGAAGGAAAGAGGGAAAUAAGGCCCCGCAGAAGCCCAAAGAGGGUGGAAAUCGCCUCCAAAUAAGCCAUUUAAAGAGACGCCGAUUUAAAGGUCCAGCAACAACACUUAAAAAAAAAAAAAAAAUCCUUCUAUCCUUUGCAUCCUUCUUCCUUCCUUCCUUCCUUCCUAGGAUACCAAAACAAACCUCCAUAACAUACCAGAUUUCACGAAAAAAAAACUAGAAUACCCUAAAAUACUCUAGAAUACUCUAGAAUCCUCUCUUGGGACUCCCUCAUAGGAUCCCUGGGAGUAGGCCUACAUAGGACACCUUCGUAGGAUUCCUUCGAGGAUUGUGCGGCAGGAGCCCUUGAGGAUGGCCGAGGGCGUUGUGCUGCUGGGGCCGAGCGGGGGGGAGCCCGUGGCACACAGGACGAGGGGGGCGCUCGAGGAGAUCCCCAGGCCGGCCACCGUCACCCUGAGGCAGACAGGAAACCCAGCAAAUGGCCUCACCUGGUCGGCAACGGUCAACCUCCCCUCCUCGUACCUCUCCCCAACACCUUCACCCGAUGAGCUCGUGAUUCGUGGUAGGGGCCGGAGAUCCCUCCCGCUAGAGUGGUCUCCAAUCCCCAUAGAAAGCCCCGUGAAGCGCAUGGAGAAAACCCCCCUCAAGCGGUCUCCAGGCAAAGGCAUGAUUGUCCUCCGAUCUUCUCCGAGAAAGAGGCUGCAGCUCAGCGACACCCCGCCCAAGGAACUCCUUGAGAGUAGACGGAUGAUGAUGCAGAUGUCACCCAUUGUGAAGAAAUGCCGCAGUUUGACAGUCUCACCUGUUCAGUCUCCACCAGAGGUUGCUAUAAAGGGACUGACACAACACCAGCUGGUGGAUGUUCUCAACAGUGUCUUGGAAAGGCAUCCAGAGCUAAAAGAUGAGAUCUCCGACAUCCUGCCCCAGCCAGACUUGAAGCAAAUGGAAGAGAAGCUGAACCAGCAGAAGAAGUGCAUCUUCAAGGCACUGCCAGUAUCCCGAUUAGCCUCCAAGACUGACUCUCCUGCAUACAACAAGGCAUCUCCGCAUUUGUCAAAUUUCAAGAAAACAGUACUGGAGCAGUGCACCCAGCUGGCUGAGGCUGAGCAGUGGGCAAGCCUCAUCGACUACUCUCUCAUCGCAUGGUCAUACGUCCGUGCGACACCCCAGUGGGAUGCGUCUCAUCACAACAACACCCGGCGCUUCUGCUUCAAAACCCUCGCACAGCAUUGCCUCCAGGGCCUUAAGGAGGUCAAGUGGAACCGGGAUCAACUGGAGAACUUGUUGAAAAAGCUUGAGCAGUGUCGCUCAGACCACGAUGAGGUGGAGCACUGCAUUGAGCAUGUACAGACAGUUCUGAGCAAUAUGCAGUGACAUGUUAUGGAGAUUCACUGCAGGGGGAUACAAGAUGGUAGUUUUGUAGGUUGUAUCUGGCCAGCUGUCUCUGGUGAAAGAUGCUAGAUGGUCACAGCAAAGGGAGAGAAUUCUCUUGUAUAUAUUUUUUUCUGGAAGACCAUCAUUUGAUUGUAUACAGAAAUGAAGAGAGUAAGUACUGCCUGUAUUUGCCCAUGUAUACAGAGUCGCUAAACUAUGACGCUGAUUUGACUUUUUAUGCAGAGUACAGAGAUGCUAGCGUGCCACUACAAAGGUUCCUUAACAUACGCUUCAAAACUUAUUUCAAAGGAGUGCUCGUCACAGUGCACUAACUCGCUAUAAGGUUACGAAGGGGAUGUCUGUGUUAAAUAAAGGCCAGCAUUGAUCUACUGUACUUCACAGAAUCCCCUAUAGGUACACUUUCCAUGUUUUUUUUUUUUUUUUUUUUUUUUUAUGGUUCAAAUUCCUGCAAAGGUACUUUUGAAGUCAGUGAGGUGAUUUUGUAAUGAUUUAUACAGUAACCUUUGUGGAGAACAUUCUAUUAUAGUAUGUAAAUUGGAAAGGUACUUAAUAGAUAAGAAUGAUGAAUAAGUAAUACAAUGUUAUGAAUUACUGUAUUGUUAUUGAAUCUAACAAUAAGCUGAAGUAUUUGAAGGUUUCUUCUCAAAAAACAAAUGGGCAGUUUCCUUUAAAUUUUAGCUAUUUUUAAGUCAUUUAUAUGUAAGUUAUUUUUGUAAGUGUCAAAGAUUUAAGAAGAGAAAGGUUAAACAUUCAUAUUUAGAUAGUUUGUAGAAUUACUUUGCCUCUCACCGUUAUUUUUAUAACUUUUCAUACACUUUUUUUUAGUCUUCAGAAAUCCUUUGACAAAGUCAUUAUUGAAUACUGUUUAACAAACUGGCAUAAAACCCGUCAUUCUGUAGUUGCUGUUAAGUAGAGCUCUAUACCUUCAAUGUACAAAUUUAUUUAUAUGUAUAUGGAGUGCACAUUUACACCAGAGAGAACUGGUGAUCUUGAAGAUGAAACAAGGUGCUUCUUGUUAUGUGGCUACUGUAAUUACAAGUUAAAAGAGUGUAAAAAGAAAAAAAAAAAGAAAAAAAAAAUUCAAUGGACUCUCUGCCGAGACAAGACCAGAAGGUGCAUUCCAAGGAGGAGAAAAACAGGGAAAUUAUAUACAAAUGAAUACAUUGAAUUAUAAUUUUGGAGGGCAGGUUUAUGCAGCUGUGUUAAGGAGUUGUUUUUUUAGAAUGAAAAGUUUAUGAUAUAAAAAAAAAAGGUUAUUUUGCUGCUGCAGUAAUAUACCUUAUUUAUUUAUAUAUGCUGUCAUGAACAACUGUUUUAAUUUGAUCAGACAUGGGGGGGGGGGGGGGAAUAGUAGGUUUAAAAGAAGGUAAAAAGAAUAUAGGCUGCCAUUUCCUGAUGUUUUCCAAGAUAUCUUGUAAGAGUGCCUUGUUCUAAAUUGUGAUAAUGAUAACUGUGUGCUCAACAUUUUAAUGUGUAGGGUAGAGUUAUUACGUAAUGAUUGUAUAAUGGAGACUUGAUUUUAUUUUUGAGGAAGUUUGUUCAGCAUUAUUGCUUGUUUGGUUUAUUGUUACCUUUCUUAAGUUUAAAGUUAGAUUGCAAAAAAGUAUCAUUUUUAUAGAUGAAUUGUAAGGAGCAGACUUGUUCUCUGAGAAGGAAAUUACAAUUUUGAAAUAUACUUUUUUUUUUUUUUACCUCGUGAUACUUUUACCCUGUAAUGUAUUUCAGAAAAUGCUGUUGUACGUUAUUAUAAAUGAUCUGUAAAACAA
Messenger RNA from Penaeus indicus, 3481 nucleotides. RefSeq lists its product as uncharacterized. Gene Ontology annotation, molecular function: proteasome binding. The record is from RefSeq and is a predicted model, not a curated record. NCBI's taxonomy places the organism in Eukaryota, Metazoa, Arthropoda, Malacostraca, Decapoda, Penaeidae. Gene Ontology annotation, cellular component: nuclear membrane; nucleus. Gene Ontology annotation, biological process: proteasome localization; nuclear protein quality control by the ubiquitin-proteasome system. The transcript is spliced from 6 exons. The coding region runs from base 672 to 1694 and encodes 340 amino acids.